UGGAGGAGCGGCGCGGCGUACGGAGCCAAUGGCGGGGCGGCUGCGCGGAGCCCCGGCGCCCCCCGCCCCCGGUGGACCGCGUCCGCCCCGCACAAUGAAUGGGAGCGGCGAGCGCUGAGCGCGGCCCCGGAGCACGGAGGGGAGCGCGGCCCGGCCGCCCACCCGGCAAGGAUGCCGAGGGCGGGGAAGGCGGGCCGGUCCCUGGGGCUGCCGCGUGUCUUCUCUUUCUGUUUGUUCCUGCACAGCUCCUCUGCUCAGAUCCGGUACAGCAUCCCCGAGGAGCUCACCCGGGGCGCCUUCGUGGGCAAUAUCGCAAAGGACCUGGGCACUGAUGUGGCGAAACUGGCGGCAGCUAAUCUGCAGGUACUGUCCGAUUCGGAUUCGCAGUACUUCUCAGUCAAUGUGAACACUGGUGUUAUAAUGGUCAGCGAGCGGAUAGACCGGGAGCAGCUCUGUGGGCAGAACCCACGCUGCUUCCUCCACCUGAAACUUGCCAUCGAGAACCCAGUGGAGUUUUACCGCAUUGAGGUGGAGAUCCUGGAUAUCAAUGACAACCCCCCGGCAUUCCCCAGUGAUGAGGUUUCCUUGCGGAUCUAUGAGCUGGCAUCCCUGGGUGCCCGCUUCCCCAUCCAGCCUGCCCAGGACCCUGAUGUGGGCACCAACACCUUGCAGACCUAUCACCUGAGUGCCAAUGAGAACUUCAACCUCAAUGUGAAGGCGCGCACAGAUGGUGGGAAGUUCCCUGAGCUGGUGCUGGAGAGGGCCCUGGACCGGGAACUCAGAGCUUUCCACCACCUGGUCCUGACAGCCGAAGAUGGGGGCUCUCCACCCAAGUCCAGCAAGACACGCAUCACCAUUCAGGUCCUGGAUGCCAAUGACAACCACCCGGUCUUUGACAGACCAUCGUAUGGAGCCCGCUUGGUGGAAAACUCGCCACUGGGCACCCUUGUGGUGAAGUUAAAUGCCACCGAUGUGGAUGAAGGACCCAAUGGAGAUAUCCGCUACUCCCUCAGCAGCCACAACUCAGCUGCCUUACGCCAGAUCUUUGCCAUCGAUGAGCAAACUGGGGAGAUUCGUGUCCAGGGCAACCUGGACUUCGAGGAGGCAACGGUGUAUGAGAUUGAAGUGGAGGCCAAGGACAUGGGGUCGCCAACGAUGGAGGAGCACUGCAGCGUGGUGGUGGAAAUCACUGAUGUGAAUGACAACGCCCCAGAGGUCAUUCUUACCUCAUUCUCCAGUUCCCUGAGCGAGGAUGCACCUCCGGGCACUGUGGUGGCUGUGAUACACGUCAGAGACAAGGACUCUGGUGACCAGGGCAAGGUCCAAUGUCGUGUAUCUCCAGAUCUUCCUUUCCAGCUGCGUAAGGACUAUGAGCACCAGUACUCACUGUUAACAAGUACCCGUUUGGACCGGGAGUAUAUUGCCUACUACAAUGUCACCAUCUCUGCCUCGGACCUGGGCAGGCCCCCACUUUCCCGCCACACCAUCUUGCCCAUCGCCCUGGCAGAUGUCAAUGACAAUGCGCCCCAGUUUGAGCAAGCGUCCUACGAAGUGCUUGUGGCAGAAAACAACGCAGUGGGCAGCGUGCUGGUUACAGUCUCUGCUGCUGACCCUGACUCGGAGCAGAAUUCCCGCCUCUCUUACACCAUCCUGCGAGCUGGUGGGACAGAUCCAGGCCUGGAUCCAACUCGCUACCUCUCCAUACAUCCCACCAGUGGCCAGGUCUCUGCCAAAUUCCCUUUUGACUAUGAGCAAACCACCUAUCUCCAGUUCCACGUGGAGGUCUCUGAUGGUGGCUCCCCGGCCCUGAGGAACAGGACGCUGGUUCACAUUUUUAUAGUGGACCAGAAUGACAAUGCCCCACAGGUGCAUUUCCCCAGGGCCGGGGAGGACUCUGCUACCCAGUUCCGAAUCUCCCCCUUCACCACCCCUCCUGCUCUCAUCACCAAGGUGGUGGCAAUAGAUGCGGACUCCGGGCUCAAUGCCUGGCUCUCUUACCACCUCGUGGAAGCCACAGACCCGGGGCUUUUCAGUGUGACCCUGCGCUCUGGGGAGAUCUGGAUCACACGGGCCCUACAGGAGACGGAUGCCUCUGCGCAUGAACUGUUGGUGGUGGUCCGGGAUGCUGGGGAACCCCCACUCUCCACAGCUGUCACACUGGUGGUGCUGGUGGAGGAGAAGGGCCCAGAGGCCUUGCAGGGCUCAGAGGCUCGUGCCACUGAUGGUGGGGGUUUACCCACAAUUACGCUUUACCUGAUUGUGUCCCUAGUGCUCAUCUCCACCAUCUCUCUGGUGGGACUGGCCACACUGGGAGUGCGGUGCCUCCGGCGGCGCUCAGCGCCUGCCAACCAGGGCUGCUGCGUGGAGAGUGUGAACACGCUUCAGCCCCCACCCAGCCACAUUUUUGGGCGCUUGCACUAUGAGCCUAAGCAAGGGGACACGGUGAUGGGCGUCCAGGUGACAGCCACGGCCCCCCCCGCCCCGCUUUAUCGCUCCUGCUUCUCGCCGGUAUCAGACAUCAGCGAGUUCAUGUUUGUGAAACCCUCCGCGGCUCCAGCCGGUGCCAACCUGCCGGAUGCCACCCUGUGCAAAGAGGUGAGCUCUGAAGCGUGUGAGUCUGUCCCGACCGCAGCCCCGGCGUCUGCAGGGCUCGGCACCGAACCGGCUCGGGAUGCGGCACCCCCCAGCCGCUUUGGGGGGGGUGGGUGCCCGCCGGAGCCCGCUCCCAGCAGCCGGGCGGGGCGGAGCGGAGCGGGGGUUGCCGCUGCCGGGAGUCCCCGGCGCCCUCCCGGCGCUGCGAGGGCGGAUUGGCGGCGGCGGGGCUGGGGGGGGCUGCGCCGUGCGUAUUUUGGGGAAGGCAGUGAUGGAGGAGGAGGGAGAGAAAAAGGAGGAGGAGGAGGAGGAGGAGGAGGGGGCUGUGGAGAGACGUAAAACUGUCACUCGUUCCAUCCCCUCCGCUCGCCGACUUUGUGUGUCUUUGCGUGCCGAGAAGCGGCUCCGCCGGCCGGGCUGCUAUCGCCCCCCCACCCCCUCCAUCCCCCCCCUGCCUGGCUCCGCGGUUCCGGCGGCGGCUUCCUCCCUGCACAAUCCGCUCGGAUCCCCCCCGGUCACCGGGGUUCCGGCGCGGCGGCGGCGGCUGCCGGGGUCGGCAGCGGGGAGACGGGGGAGGCUGCUCGGAGCCGCCGCCGCUCCGCUCCGCGCUGCUCAGCUCGCGCACCCGGUACGGGAUGCUCGGGGGACGGGGUUGGCCAUGGCAGCUCCCGCUGCUGCUCGCAGCUCUCUCCUGCCUGGCGGCUUCCAGCAGCGCUCAGCUCCGCUACUCCGUGCCCGAGGACCGAGAGCCGGGCUCCUCCGUGGGCGACCUGGCCAAGGACCUAGGGGUGGAGGUGCGGAGCCUGGCCACCCGCAACCUGCGCCUGGUGAGCGAGGGGGGACAGCGGCACUUCCAGGUGGACUUAGUGGCGGGAGUGCUGCUCCUCGAUAGGAGGCUGGACCGGGAGGCACUGUGUGGGCAGAGCCCCACGUGCUCUCUGCACCUCCAACUCGUCAUGGAGAAUCCCCUCCAGCUCCACCGUAUUGAGGUGGAUGUCCUCGACGUGAAUGACAACGCACCCCAGUUCCCUAAGCCAGAGGUGGUCUUGGAGAUCACUGAGGUAGCCAACCCUGGGACUCGGCUACCCUUGGAGGUAGCAGAAGACCCGGACAUGGGCUCCAACUCCAUCUCUACCUACGAGCUCAGCCCCAGUGAGCAUUUUGCCCUGAGUAUCAACAUGAGGGGAGAUGGGGUUAAAAUGCCCGAGAUCGUGCUUGAAAAAGCACUGGAUAGAGAGAAAGUGCCUGUUCAUCAUUUAACACUGACAGCCCUGGAUGGAGGGAAUCCGGUGAAAUCUGGCACUGCCAAGGUUACCAUCCAUGUCCUGGAUGCAAAUGACAACCCUCCUGUCUGUGAUCCACCUAUAUCCAAGGUACACCUGGAGGAGAAUGUACCGGUGGGCACUCUGGUCACCAAGUUGAAUGUCACCGACCUGGAUGAAGGUCCCAACGGGCAUGUGGAAUAUUCUUUCAAAACAAGCAAUAAUGCACCUGGUAAAUUCACCAAGCUGUUUUCCUUAGAUCCCCGGACAGGGGAGAUCAGAACCAAAGCCCCCCUGGAUUACGAGGAAUCCAGUGCUUAUGAGAUUGCGGUUCGAGCCAGGGACAAGGGAUCCCCAGCCAUGGAAGGGCACUGUCACCUGCGAGUGGAGUUAAUCGAUAUCAAUGAUAACAGCCCAGAGAUUGUUCUGACCUCUCUGUCCAGCCCGGUGCAGGAGGAUGCAACCCCUGGCACUGUGAUUGCUCUCAUUGGUGUGAAGGACAGUGAUUCUGGUGACAAUGGGCAGGUCCGUCUGCAGAUAGCGAAAGAGCUCCCAUUUAAACUGGUGUCAUCUUUUAAAGAGCAUUUCUCACUGGUUACAAAUGGUCCCCUUGAUCGGGAGAAGGCCAAUGGAUACAACAUCACAGUGAGAGCUGUGGAUUCAGGGUUCCCGCAGAGGGCUACACAAAAAACCUUCUACCUCCAAAUUGCUGACGUGAAUGAUAAUGCACCAAACUUCAGCAGCCCUUUUGAUACAGCUCACAUUCAGGAAAACUCUCUUCCUGGAACUUCUGUCUUUUCUGUGUCAGCAUCUGAUCCUGAUGAGGGUAGCAACUCCAAGCUGUCUUACUCCAUCUUGGACAAUGGGAUGCAGGAUAUACCCAUCUCGACCUACUUUCGAAUAGACCAGGACAACGGCACCGUCUAUACCAUGCGAGCUCUGGACUAUGAGCAGGACAAGGUGUUCCAGGUGCCUGUGGAGGUGAAGGAUGGUGGGUCUCCUGCACUGAGUAGCACUGCUGUGGUCCAUGUGUUUGUCCUGGAUGAGAAUGACAAUGCCCCCACCAUUGUCUACCCGUCCGUCCCUAAGGGUUCUGCCUUCCACCAAACCAUCCCGGUCUUGGCAGAACCUGGCUAUCUGGUCACCAAAAUUGUAGCUGUUGAUGCUGAUAGUGGCCAUAAUGCUUGGCUGUCCUACCAGCUGCAGGAGAGUGCUGAGGCUUUGCCCUUCCAAGUGGAACACCGCUCUGGAGAGAUAAGGGUUGCACAGGCUCUCAGGGAGUCAGAAGAUCCCCACAGGCUGGUGGUCGAAGUGAGGGACAAUGGGACACCAUCCCUCUCGGCCUCUGUGGUAAUAGUAAUUUCUCCAGAGGAAAACAGUGUGCAGGACUUUGCCAAGUCCUUGGACCUCCCCAAAUCUUCUCCCAAGGAUACCAACCUAACUCUUUACCUCAUCAUCUCCUUGGUGUCCAUUUCCCUUGUGUCCUGUGUGAUGUUUGCUGUGGCGGCUGCCCGGUGUCUCAAAGCUGGCACUACCAGCUGGACCUUUGCGGGUUGCUGCCGAGGGACUGGCCGCAAGCCCGCCUCCCAUUUCCGUGGGCAAAUGAAGCCAGAUGGCUUCAUCAAGUACCUGGACGUGGGAGGAGCGGGCUUGACCUCCCAGGCACAGAAUUACACCUCUUGUUUUUCGCCCAUGUCUGACCAGAGUGACUUCCUCUUUGUAAAACCUUUCAGCCAUUCUAGCACUGCGGAGACUGUGGCUGCCUAUGAGCAGGUGACCAGCACCUUAGCGAGUCCCUGCGAUGGGCAAGCUCAGCCUAACACCGACUGGCGCUUCUCUCAGACCCAGAGACCUGGAACAAGUGGCUCCCAGAAUGGAGAGGAAGGUGGAGCCUGGCCGAACAACCAGUUUGACACGGAGAUGCUCCAAGCCAUGAUCCUGGCUUCAGCAAAUGAAGCUGCUGAUGGCAACUCGACGCUGGGCGGUGGGAUGGGCACCAUGGGGCUGAGCGCCCGCUACGGCCCCCAGUUCACCCUGCAGCACGUCCCCGAUUACCGGCAGAACGUCUACAUCCCGGGCAGCACCGCCACCCUCACCAACGCCGCCGGCAAGCGUGAUGCCAAGAGCGCCGGCUCCUCGGGAGGCAACAAGAAGAAGUCCGGGAAGAAGGAGAAGAAGUAGAAGAAGAAGAAGGAGACCUUAGAGCCACAGGGCAGCCAGCUCCAGCACUCCCUCAACCCACAGCUCAGGCCGGAGGACGAAUGUCAAUAAUAUUGUGUUGCUAAAAGUAGGAAACGCUGCGAAUGUAUCUCCUCAUCAUCAUCAGAGCUAGGAGCAGGGUCUCGCUGCUGUUAGAUCUCAUGAUGAAAACCAAUCCGGAAGCUAAACCGAAUGCAAACAAGUGCCCUGUGAAUACUUGCUAAUGUUUUAUACGAUCCCUUGGGUAUUAGAAUAUGCAAGGGCAGAAGGUCUUCUGCCACAUCUUUCGAUCCGAUUUGCUCCCAGAUAGUCCGAGAAGGGCACAAGGCUUGUGCUCGGCUUUGCCCAGUGUAAAUAAUUUUAGCAGGGAUCUUUUAAUUUAUAGACCUUCAAUCAUUUUUCUUUGGAAAGGAAGUUCCUAGCUUAGAGCCCAUGCUCCAGAUCUUUGCUCUUAAACUUUCCAUUAGUAAAAUUCACACCCAGUUAAUGAUAGUGAUGGAUUUGUUGCUGAGAAGUUGGUAGGGAGUGCUUCAGUUCCUGCUUCCCUGUUACCUGGAAAAACAAUAAGUAAGUGUUUAUAUUGCAUGAGUCAAAGGGAAUAUGGCAAAGCUGCAUCCUAAACAUUUAUUUUCUUGUUUUAAAGUGCAACCACUGAUGGCCUGAAAGAUGAGAUUAAAAUCCCCUUCCUGAUGUCUUAGAGGUGGGGAAUUCAAUGAGGAGCACGCCGAGGUGUGCGGCAGCUGCCCCAGCGGUUCUAGGGGUCUCCGAAGAGCAGACACAUCUCAUCCCUUCUUUGCAGUAAAUAUUUAUAUGUACAGUCAAUGUUCUUCUGGAAUUAAAGCUAAGAGAGUCUCACUCCCCUGUGGCCAGGUGGCCAUCUGGCCAACUCCCCUUCAAGGGGACCAGGGGACAAUGCUUCACGCUUCUGCACACCGUGUCUGCAUGCACGUCCUUCACCUCACGCCUGCACUAGCGCAGUUAGCUCCAUGGACCCAGAGAAGUCCUCGCAUGCCCAUGCAGCGUAGUGUGAACAGCCCCUCUGUGCUGGGGCUGCCUUGGGAGGGGUGGGGUGGGUGGGGUGGGUGAAAUGGGAUGGGGAAACUCAUCACUUCUUAUUUGGGGGUUAUUUGGGGUCUCAGCCAAAGGGGUGAAAUAUGCAGAGCUGCCAACGUAAAGCUUUGGUGCAGAGUUGGUGACUGAGUAAGUGAUAGUUGGUUUGGUGGUGUUUGGGGACCAGACCCAGGGAAGGGAGCUAAGAGCUGACGGUGAGCAUGGGGUGAUGCUGCAAAGCUGGUGAGCUGGGGCAACAAGGUGGGGAUGUCACAAGGGACCACGCCAAGCCAGCCCAGAGGAGAUGUUCCCACUGACUUCAGGCUUUCCACCCGGUGUAGGGAAUCAAAGGAUGACGAAUAGAGUUUCUCCACAUGCCCAUCACCCUUGCACCAGGUCAGCUUCCCGUAUCAAAGCAGCUCUGAGCCCCCUCAGGUUGGCAAAGAGGGGCUUUGUGUAGCCAGAGCGAGGAGAGGGGGUGCGGGCUGGCCAGGAAGGGGUUUCUUAGGGGGUGUGUGUUGUUUUUUCCUUUUUUAACCACUAACACAUAACUCACCCGAGCAGAUCCAGCCCUUUCGGCCAGGCUGUGGCCACCCCACCGCUGCCCCCUCCCCAAACCCAGGGCAGCAGGAGCAUCCGCUGUGGUCCAUCUGGAUCCAGCCACCUCUGGCACUGGCUGCACUGGGAGCAGUUCCCAGCCUGUCCCCUGCAGCUGCCACCUGCCCCCCUUCUAGAAAUGCUGUAGCUGAAUCGUAGUCUUUAUAUUUCUUUUUAACCUGCAAUCUGAGGUAGCAUAGUGAGUGUUGUGUAUUUAGUGCUGUGUUAUUUUUAAUCUUGGUAACUAACUCGUGGCCACCAGUAUUUUCAAUUCUCUCUGUAUCUUCUUUCCAUGUGCUCUGUGCUCCGAGUGUAUGUGAAAUGAAACACGUUUGCCCUUUCAAUGUGUCUAAUAUUGAAUUAUACUUAUAUAUUAUAUAUAUGCUUAUAUCCUUCUUAUACCCAUAUAGACCAACGUCGAUGUGUUACACGCAAGUUUUAUACUCUAAUAUUUAUAUGGCUUUUUUUCUUUGGGAAAAAAAAAAAAAAAAAAAAUGGUU
Strigops habroptila (Kakapo) is the source of this 8200-nucleotide messenger RNA. RefSeq names its product protocadherin gamma-A4-like. Gene Ontology annotation, molecular function: calcium ion binding. The record is from RefSeq and is a predicted model, not a curated record. Bases 3228 to 6035 code for a protein of 935 amino acids. NCBI's taxonomy places the organism in Eukaryota, Metazoa, Chordata, Aves, Psittaciformes, Psittacidae. Gene Ontology annotation, cellular component: plasma membrane. The transcript has 4 exons. Gene Ontology annotation, biological process: homophilic cell-cell adhesion.